AUGUUUUGUAUACAUUUAAACUUUUCAUUGGUUGUAAGUGUCAGAUUUAAAAAAGGUCAUGGGUCAAGAGAGAGAGAGAUAAAGAGACUUUUAAGAAACGAGUUAAACGUGUGCGAAACAAAACUUCUUAAUUUAUCGUUUUUCAAAGCCGUCAAAACUGUUCGUCUUUGGAAUGUUCCACCUAUUUUUUAA
Messenger RNA from Pediculus humanus corporis (human body louse), 192 nucleotides. RefSeq lists its product as uncharacterized. Bases 1 to 192 code for a protein of 63 amino acids. The transcript has 3 exons. Lineage: Eukaryota; Metazoa; Arthropoda; Insecta; Psocodea; Pediculidae. The record is from RefSeq and is a predicted model, not a curated record.